Molecule: messenger RNA, 2167 nt
Organism: Hippopotamus amphibius kiboko
Lineage: Eukaryota; Metazoa; Chordata; Mammalia; Artiodactyla; Hippopotamidae
Gene: FOXI1
Product: forkhead box I1
Exons: 2
Coding region: 7-1143 (378 amino acids)
Biological process (GO): cell differentiation; regulation of transcription by RNA polymerase II; anatomical structure morphogenesis
Molecular function (GO): DNA-binding transcription factor activity, RNA polymerase II-specific; RNA polymerase II cis-regulatory region sequence-specific DNA binding
Source: RefSeq, a predicted model, not a curated record
CCCAGCAUGAGCUCCUUCGACCUGUUGGCGCCCUCCCCGCCCCGCUGCAGCCCCCAGUUCCCCAGCAUCGGCCAGGAGCCCCCCGAGAUGAACCUUUACUACGAGAACGUCUUCCACCCCCAGGGCGUGCCCAGCCCGCAGCGGGCCCCCUCCUUCGAGGGCAGCGGCGAGUACGGGGCCACCCCCAACCCCUACCUGUGGCUCAACGGGCCGGCCCUGACCCCGCCGCCCUGCCUGCCGGGGGCCAGCGCCAGCCCCUUCCUGCCCCAGGCCUACGGCGUGCAGAGGCAGCUGCUGCCCGGAGUGCCGGGGCUGGGGGGCGGCGACCUGGGCUGGCUGCCCAUCCCCUCGCAGGAGGAGCUGAUGAAGCUCGUGCGGCCCCCCUACUCCUACUCGGCGCUCAUUGCCAUGGCCAUUCACGGGGCGCCCGACAGGCGCCUCACCCUCAGCCAGAUCUACCAGUACGUGGCCGACAACUUUCCCUUCUACAACAAGAGCAAGGCCGGCUGGCAGAACUCCAUCCGCCACAACCUGUCUCUCAACGACUGCUUCAAGAAGGUGCCCCGCGACGAGGACGACCCGGGCAAAGGGAAUUACUGGACCCUGGACCCCAACUGUGAGAAGAUGUUUGACAACGGAAAUUUCCGCAGGAAGAGGAAGAGAAAAUCGGAUGUUUCCUCCAGCAUGGGCUCCUUGUCCUCGGAAAAAACGGAGACUGGUCUCCUGGGGGACAGCCCCAAGACCACGGAGGCCCAGGACAUCUUGGACGGUGCUUCUCCUGGCACCACCAGCUCCCCGGAGAAGCGGCCCUCAUCACCCCCACCGGGCGCCCCGUGUCUCAACAGCUUCCUCUCCACCAUGUCAGCCUACGUGAGCGGGUCAAGCCCCGUGGGCCGCCCCGUGGCCACGCCGGGACUGAGCCCGGAGCCUGCCGACAAGGCGGGGCAGAACUUGCUGAACUUCAACUCCUACGCCCCACUCACCAACGUCAGCGGCCACACGGGUGGCGGUGAGUGGGCCAGCUCCAUGCCCGGCAAUGCUCUGGGCUACGGAGGCUCCGUCCUCAAUCAGUUCAGCCCUCACUUCUACAAUAGCGUCAGCACGAACAACGUCCUCUACGCCAGGGAGGGCACUGAGGUCUAGAAACAGAACAGCUCCUGAGCCAGGCCAGAGGCACGUGCCCGGGUACCUCCAUGCCAGCAUCCAAGACCGCCGAACUGCCUAGACAUACACAGGAGGCUCAGAGGCGUUCACCAUUUUUCUAGAACAUUGUGUAAACCUUGUGUUUAUCACAUAUCCAGCUACACACCCCCAACCAACUUUGCAGUGGAAAUGCUGGUGCCUGUAUGACAGUCAUCAACUUAGCCAUUUCAUGAGCACUUACUAUGUGCUGGGUGCUGUAUUAGGCUCUUUGAAGGCAUGAUCACACCUUUCUAUUUACAGCCACCUUGUGAGGGUCAUAUGAACCUCCCCAUUUAACAGAUGAGAAAACUGAGACUCAGGAAGUUAACUUUCCCAGGGUCGUACAAACUAGGAAGUGGCAGAGCCAGCAGUCAAGUCCAGGUCUCUGUGAUCCCCAAAGUUCGGGCCAACGGAGGCAGGGAUGGAGGAGUUGGUUGAGCAGCCAAGGAAGGCCAGUGUGGAGAGCUGGUGAUGGCAAGCAUAUCCAAAUCUCCCCACUGCCUUCCGGCCAUCCGUCAAAUUUAGGACCAGCCCUGGGCACAUCUCAUCUUGGUCCGAGUCCUUAUUCUGUGACCCCCAACUUGCCUGCCAACACUCCUUCUGCUGCUACGCAAGGUGGGGGAGCCCAGAUCUGCACCUCUGUGGAGCAACGUGCCCAGCCUCUCCCCACAGAGGAAUGUUGCUCCCCGAAGCCCGCAGACCAUGAGCAGGGCAGGAAGAGGAGUGGUGUGCACCCCAAACCCCCACCUCCUCACCGCCCACUGGCAAAAUCUUGUAAAGCCCAGCUUCCUGUGUGCACGUCACGGGCCAGUGAGCUGGAGGUGGCUGAGUCUUCCAAGAGAAACAAGGUUGAAUAAGUGCUUCCUUUUUUAUGGCCCAGGAGGGGCUGCAAACCACACACAGGGGUCCAUGCUUGCAGCUCGUGGGAUAUUUCUCUUGUUUUUGUACGUACUUUACAUGCCUGUGAUGUUGCAUCACAGCACAC